ACUUCCCACUCUUCUUUAGCACAAAUCAGACUUGAGCAAAAACAACUUUUUCCAUAGGAUCAGUUAUAAAAAGAAUGGCAAGGGCAAUGACCAACUUAGUUUAUUGGUUUUAUCAGGGAAAGUAGACUCACCAAAGGCUUGCGAACAUUUCUGGUCAAAGCACUGGCUGGCUUAUUCAUCUCUAUAUGGUCAAUCGUGGUAUUUCUCCAGGACCAAAGGCACGGACUGGUUAGUGAAGAAUGCUGUCAGAAGGCUAUCUCAGUGGACUUGCGUACCGGAAUGACAUCCAGUGGAGUUAUCCAUCUUCUAAUGAGCAAGUGGCUGAGGAAAAGGAAGAGGAGAUGGAAGCCACAGCAGCUGCCAGUCUUUCCUAUUCCUCCGUGGAUGAAACACAAGUCCAAAAUCUCUAUGUGAGCUGCAAAUCCUCUGGCAAGAUCAUUUCUUCAGUGUAUUCAAGAGAGAGCCAACAUAGUAGAAAUCCAAGAAUCACAGUGCUGCAAACAAACCCCAAUCCUGUGUAUGAAAGCCCAAACUUGGCCGCAGUUGAACUAUACAGAGACACCAGCAAAGAGACCUACUUGGUCCCACCUUCCUGCAAGAGUAUCUGCAAGAAUUACAAUGACCUACAGAUUGCAGGGGGCCAGGUGAUGGCCAUUAAUUCAGUGACAACCGAUUUCCCCUCUGAGGGCAGUUUUCAAUAUGGUCCUUUGCUGAAAUCAUCUGAGAUUCCUUUGUCCAUGGAGGAUUCCAUGUCCACUCAGCCCAGCGACUUGCCACCCACCCCUAUCCAGCGGUAUUCAUCCUACUGGAGAAUAACCAGCAUCAAAGAGAAAAACAGCCUGCAAAUGCAGAAGCCUAUUUCGAAUGCCGUGCUGAAUGAAUACCUGGAGCAGAAGCUGGUGGAGUUGUAUAAGCAGUACUUUAUGGACACUGGGUUUCAUGACAGUUCACCUACCCAGAUUCUGGCAUCUGAACUCAUCAUGACAAACGUGGACCAAAUCAGUAUUCAGGUCUCUAUAGAGAAGAACCUGGAGAUCUCGAAAGCCAGGGAUAUCGUCAUUAACCGCCUAUUACAGUAUGGGUCAACCGAAAUCAGCACACCGAGUCUCCAUAUUUCUCAGUAUAGCAAUGUGAAUCCAUAGAGAGGGUGCUUCCACUGCUCUUUCUCAACUACUCAAAUCCUAAGCAACAAGUAUUCAUUUAUUCUGAGAAUGUGCAGGAAGGGGUUGGCAAGGGGUAGAGAAGAAAAGGUUGGUUGCAGGUCAGGUAUGAAUUAAGAGGAAAUCUCAUAAUAUUACAUGUGAAGGAAUGUGGGGAGAGGAGCUAUAAUGACUUCCAAGUGAGGGCUGUACGGAAACAAAGCAAAAAUAAAAAUGAUCACAAAAGAAGGUAUGAUUCAUAUAAGGGAAUACA
Messenger RNA from Cervus elaphus (red deer), 1413 nucleotides. RefSeq names its product TLR adaptor interacting with endolysosomal SLC15A4 (gene TASL). The record is from RefSeq and is a predicted model, not a curated record. Bases 240 to 1142 code for a protein of 300 amino acids. The transcript is spliced from 2 exons. Gene Ontology annotation, biological process: regulation of toll-like receptor signaling pathway. NCBI's taxonomy places the organism in Eukaryota, Metazoa, Chordata, Mammalia, Artiodactyla, Cervidae.